GAAAGAUUUCACCCGGAAAUAAAACUAGACCGGACUUUGUCCCACAGUGAAAGGGCUCCGGUCGGAAAAGUGGGUUAAAGGUCGUGCAGGAACUGCACCGAGUCAUCUCCUGGAGAACUCGACAGCGGCUCCAGAAGUCAAAAAUGUCCAAACAACCGGCGCAGCCGAUCAGCCCGCUGAAGAACUUCUUCGCGGGGGGGUUUGGAGGGGUCUGCCUCGUCUUCGCCGGUCACCCGCUGGACACCAUUAAAGUUCGGUUACAGACGCAGCCCAAAGCCAAACCCGGAGAGAGCCUGAUGUAUGCCGGAACCCUGGACUGCUUUAAAAAGACUCUAGCCAAAGAAGGGGUCAAAGGGCUCUACAAAGGAAUGGCGGCUCCAAUCAUUGGAGUCACGCCCAUGUUUGCUGUUUGUUUCUUUGGAUUCGGUUUGGGGAGGAAGCUCCAGCAGAGGAGCCCCGACGACGUCCUCUCGUAUCCGCAGCUGUUCGCUGCAGGGAUGCUGUCCGGCGUGUUCACGACGGCCAUCAUGGCUCCCGGAGAGCGCAUCAAGUGCCUCCUGCAGAUCCAGGCCUCCACCGGGGAGGUGAAGUAUUCGGGACCCAUGGACUGUGUCAAGCAGCUGUACAGAGAGUCAGGAAUCAGAGGAAUCUACAGAGGCACAGCUCUGACUCUCAUGAGAGACGUCCCGGCCAGUGGAAUGUACUUCAUGUCUUACGAGUGGCUGAAAAACCUCCUCACGCCGGCGGGAAAAAGACUGUCUUUUGAGAUACCAGCUGGACUGAAGGAGCUGCUGCAGGGCUACACGGUGGAGGUUCUGCGCCGCAGGCCCGCAAACCUGGCACAAUUUGCUGUGCAGCACUUCACGCAAGUUCUGGAAAGCCAAAGAAAUGAGCAGGCAGCUGAGAGCCACAGCACUGGACCUGCUGAGGAGGAGGAGGACGACGAUGCCUUUGAAACGGCUUCAAAUCCCAGCAUCAGUGAUGAAGAUGAAGAAGAGGAGAGAAACAUUGUCAAGGCCAAGGCUGACAGAUGCAGCCGCAGGGUUGCAGUGUGUGCAGAAACCUACAACCCUGAUGAAGAUGAAGACAAUGACACAGAGCCUCAGGUUGUGCAUCCCAAAACAGACGAGCAGCGCCAGCGGCUGCAGGACGCCUGCAAAGAUAUUCUGCUCUUUAAAACUCUGGCAAAGGAGCAGUUCUCUGAAGUGUUGGACGCCAUGUUUGAGGUUCUGGUCAAACCGGAGGAACACAUCAUCGACCAGGGAGACGAUGGCGAUAACUUCUACGUCAUUGAGAAGGGCGUGUUCGACAUCUAUGUGCAGAAGGAUGGGCUGAACGUGUGCGUGGGAAAAUAUAACAACAAGGGGAGUUUUGGCGAGCUGGCUCUCAUGUACAACACGCCGCGCGCUGCAACCAUCGUUGCAAAGCAGGAUGGCGCCCUGUGGGCCCUGGACCGAGCCACCUUCCACCGACUGAUUGUGAAGAACAACGCCAAGAAGAGGAGGAUGUACGAGGCCUUCAUCGAGUGUGUCCCUCUCCUGAAGUCUCUGGAGCUGUCAGAGAGGAUGAAGAUCGUCGAUGUUCUGGGGGUGCGGACGUUCAGUGAUGGGGAACGCAUCAUAACACAGGGAGACAAAGCUGACUGUUUCUUCAUCGUGGAAUCGGGAGAGGUGAAGAUCAUGAUCAAAUCAAAAAAGGCUGGGCAGCCGGACGGCGUGGAGGUUGAGGUGGCUCGUUGCUCUAGAGGACAAUACUUUGGAGAGCUGGCCCUGGUGACCAACAAACCCCGCGCGGCGACGGCCUAUGCGGUCGGAGACACCAAAUGUUUGGUAAUUGACAUCCAGGCUUUUGAGCGUCUGUUGGGACCCUGCAUGGACAUCAUGAAGAGGAACAUCUCUCAGUACAAAGACCAGCUGAUGGCGCUGUUCGGCGAAUAAUUAUUUGUAAUCUACAUGUGAGACUAGCAUCUUCCUCCUGUUUGAAAAUGCAAAAUAUGACCGUGUUUUUCUGCAGAGGCUGAUUCAUGUUCAACAAUAAAUGAGUUUUAAUUGUGUUAAAA
Messenger RNA from Oryzias latipes (Japanese medaka), 2059 nucleotides. RefSeq names its product protein kinase, cAMP-dependent, regulatory, type II, alpha, B (gene prkar2ab). NCBI's taxonomy places the organism in Eukaryota, Metazoa, Chordata, Actinopteri, Beloniformes, Adrianichthyidae. Gene Ontology annotation, molecular function: protein kinase A catalytic subunit binding; cAMP binding; cAMP-dependent protein kinase inhibitor activity. Gene Ontology annotation, cellular component: cAMP-dependent protein kinase complex; cytosol. Gene Ontology annotation, biological process: negative regulation of cAMP-dependent protein kinase activity. The record is from RefSeq and is a predicted model, not a curated record.